This is a messenger RNA of Botrytis cinerea B05.10, 1154 nucleotides long. RefSeq lists its product as hypothetical. The record is from RefSeq and is a predicted model, not a curated record. The transcript has 2 exons. Gene Ontology annotation, molecular function: protein phosphatase inhibitor activity. NCBI's taxonomy places the organism in Eukaryota, Fungi, Ascomycota, Leotiomycetes, Helotiales, Sclerotiniaceae. Gene Ontology annotation, cellular component: cytoplasm. The coding region runs from base 480 to 974 and encodes 164 amino acids.
GAUUAACGCUAUCGGUCAUUCUGAGCUGUUCAUAAUACCAAUACAAUACCCUUUUCCCCUCCAAGCAAUAUUAUAUUCUCUUGUGCAACUACAUCCUGACCCAGAAAUCAUAAGAUCUUUAUACGUCUCUCUCCAAAUCGCUACUCAUAUCCCUCGGAAUACAAUCUUUCACUUCUGUCUCUCUUUCUAUUCGAUUCACCACUUCCUCUUGAAUCCACUCAUUAACCGCAAAUUGACACCCAAUCGCUCCCGCUACGGUCGUACCUUGAGCAGUUACUUAAAGAGUACAGCAGCAGUAUAUCUUUCGAACGACAAAGAAGAAAGAGAGGUAAACAACCAUUUGAUUACAAAAUAGUCUCGACUUCGGAUACGGAAAUAGAAUCUCAUACGAUCUAUUUCUUGAGAAGCGAUCAAAUCUUUUACAUUUCCCCCAAUCCAAAUUCAAAAGAAACUCGCCCGAAUUUCAUUUGAUCUUCAGGAUGAACCCUUUGCAAAAGAACAAGAUCGAUAUUGCAUCCCUCUCCCCGGAUGAGCAGCGACUCUUCCGCCUCUAUGGCAAACUCCCCAGCAAAGCCGAUCAUUUAGCCAAACAACUCAAGGAGCGUAAAUAUUUCGAUUCUGGCGACUAUGCACUCUCCAAAGCCGGCAAGGCCUCUUCCGUCGACACUGGUAGCGUUGGCUCCGAACAUCCUCUCCCAGAAAACAUCCCCCAUCUCUCGUCUCCCAGCGUUGGCAAUGCCGCACAAGGCGGUUCUGGCAAUACAAAUGUAGGACCUGGCUCUGCACAUCAUGGUAGCAUUGCGGGAUUGGGAUUGGGUCAGCAGAGUGGAAGUCCAGUGAAGGAGAGCAGCUAUUUACAUCGCGAGACAAGCAUUGAUGAGGCAGAUAAGAAGAAUGAUGGAAACACACAGCAAGCAGGAGAUGGCAGUGUUAGUCCACCAGUUGUUCAGGGAGGUAUUCCAAUCAACGGUUAAGGGUAUUUAUGUGGGAGGAUUUAUUACGUGUGCGUGUGCGCGGGAAUCGGCGUUUGGGCUAUUCAAUGAUAUGAUGAUGAUCUUGAUGGUUUAAGGGGAUGGAGCAUUCUCUGUACAUUUUCGUUUUUUUAUGCCAGCUAUGAUAGUCGAGCUAUAUGCCAAUACGAAAUGAUGGAUUCA